Entamoeba invadens IP1 is the source of this 375-nucleotide messenger RNA. RefSeq lists its product as hypothetical. Bases 1 to 375 code for a protein of 124 amino acids. NCBI's taxonomy places the organism in Eukaryota, Evosea, Mastigamoebida, Endamoebidae. The transcript has a single exon. The record is from RefSeq and is a predicted model, not a curated record.
AUGAAUUGUUUUCGACCCGUUGAGGUUCAAAUUCACGACGGCAUUGUUUAUGAAGUACCCCACAUAGUUUGUGCAACAAGUCCUCCCCCGUACGACAUUAAACUGGAAGAACCAAAUCGUGUCAAAGUUGUUGAACACAAAAAGGCCAUUUCAAAACUCGACGAAAUCAUUAAAAUCGACAAAACAGAGAAGAAGCCAAAGCUUAUUGAAGACGAGAAAAAGUUUCCAAAGGUACGUGUUUCUCUCGACUCUUUCAAUGAACUCCAGUCGUUUCGAAAAAAGUACAAAUGCAAGUCUUAUUGCGAAGUCGUUAAUAAGCUCCUCACAAUCUACGACGAGGCAGAGAAGAUCGACUCUCAACGUAAGCACUUGUAA